Molecule: messenger RNA, 1072 nt
Organism: Phalaenopsis equestris
Lineage: Eukaryota; Viridiplantae; Streptophyta; Magnoliopsida; Asparagales; Orchidaceae
Product: proline iminopeptidase
Biological process (GO): proteolysis
Molecular function (GO): peptidase activity
Source: RefSeq, a predicted model, not a curated record
UCCUAAUCCUCCGCGUGAAAAGCCAAAUUUUUCAUUGGAACAGCCGCCGCGAGGGGCUGACAGAAAUCCCCAAUUUAUGUAUGUUUUAAACAAGUGCGACACACAGUGAAUGAGUAGUUGAUUGCAGACGCCGGAGACCAUUACAAACAUGGCUGCCCGGCCGGCGUUGCUCACUGAACACCGUGCGGCCCCUGAAGAACAAAGCAGCCAGGCGGACCACAUCGCCGGCGAUUGGUAUUCAGUACCAGAGCUUAGCCUCCGCGACAACCGCUUCACCGUACCCCUCGACCACUCUGAUCCCCACUCCGCCCCCAAGAUCACCAUUUUUGCGCGCGAAGUCGUCGCAGCUGGAAAGGAAAAGCAAACGUUACCAUAUUUAUUAUUCCUACAAGGUGGACCCGGCUUUGAGAGUCCUCGCCCUACUGAAGCUAGUGGAUGGAUAAAGAAAGCAUGUGAAGAACAUUGUGUUGUUUUGCUAGAUCAGCGUGGUACAGGGUUAUCUACUCCUUUGACGGCGUCAUCUCUUUCCCAAUUUAAAUCUUCGACGGAGUUGGUUAACUACCUGAAGCAUUUUAGGGCAGAUAAUAUAGUCAGAGAUGCUGAGUUUAUCCGUAUUAAUCUGGUACCUGAUGCUGCUCCUUGGACAAUUUUAGGGCAGAGUUAUGGAGGAUUUUGCGCUCUUACCUAUUUGAGUUUUGCUCCAGCCGGCCUGAAGUCUGUUUUACUGACCGGAGGUAUCCCUCCAAUAGGAAAUGGUUGCACUGCAGAUUCAGUUUAUAGGGCUUGCAUUGAGCAGGUUAUUCAUCAGAAUGAGAAAUAUUAUAAAAGAUUCCCUCAAGAUAUUCCUGUUGUUUGCGAACUGGUCAGCUUCUUGAGUAAAGCUGAAGGUGGAGGGGUUCCUCUUCCAUCUGGAGGGAUUCUAACCCCUAAGGGUUUGCAACUACUUGGACUUGCAGGCCUAGGAUUUGGUGGUGGAUUUGAACGUCUACACUACAUGUUCGAAAGGAUAUGGGAUCCCGUAUUGCUUCCUGGAGGAGGAGAAAAGCAAAUAAGUUUCUACUUCUUAAAGGCU